AUGAGAAAACUGGUGACGUAUUUCACUGAAGCUUUAGCUCAGAGGAUUUAUAGAUUAUACCCUCAAAACCCACUCGACAACUCUUUAUCGGAUGUUCUUCACAUGGACUUUUGCGAGGCCAACCCUUGUCUAAAGUUCGCUAAUUUCACGACCAAUAAAGCAAUUCUUGAAGGUUUUGAAGGCAAGAAAGGAGUCCAUUUUAUCGAUUUCUCAAUGAACCAACACAUGAAAUGGCCUGCUUUGAUGCAAGCUUUAGCUUUAAGAGUCGGUUGUCUACCGACAUUCGGACCUCCCAGUCACGACGACUCCGAUCAUCUGCAGGAACUUGGUUGGAAGUUAGAUCAGUUAGCUAAAAAGAGUCACGACGUAGAGGAGAACGACGAGUGUUUGAUGUUGGGUUAA
This is a messenger RNA of Hibiscus syriacus, 402 nucleotides long. Its product is annotated as DELLA protein GAI1-like. The transcript has a single exon. Gene Ontology annotation, biological process: hyperosmotic salinity response; response to ethylene; regulation of seed dormancy process. Gene Ontology annotation, cellular component: nucleus. Bases 1 to 402 code for a protein of 133 amino acids. The record is from RefSeq and is a predicted model, not a curated record. Gene Ontology annotation, molecular function: sequence-specific DNA binding; DNA-binding transcription factor activity. Lineage: Eukaryota; Viridiplantae; Streptophyta; Magnoliopsida; Malvales; Malvaceae.